AGUUAGGCUGUCUUGUUCAGACAUUUUAAUUCCUUUCAAUCAGUAUUUUCUUGCACAUUCAUUCAUUCAACUAAAAGAGUGGCAAAACAAAAUGGACUCUGAAAACUUUCUUAGCCUUCCAAUGAUAGAUUUUUCUAACUCAGACCUGAGGCCAGGAACCGCUACAUGGGAUUUGGUGAAAUCCCAAGUUAGAAAAGCUGCUGAGGAGUAUGGUUGCUUCCAGGCUUUGUUCAAUAAAAUUCCUGAAGAGAUUCAAAAGGCAACAAAUGGAGCAUUGGAAGAGCUGUUUCAAUUGCCUUUGGAAACAAAAAAGUGCAAUGUUUCUGAAAAACCAUUCCAUGGUUAUCUUGGAUCAUCUUCUUCGGCAGUCUCACUAUAUGAGAGCCUGGGAAUUGUAGAACCUGACAUCUAUGAAAAGGUUGAAAACUUCAUUAAUGUCUUAUGGCCUGAAGGAAACGUAAAAGUUAGCAAAAUUCUACAUUCAUUUUCUGAGCCAGUUCUGGAAUUAGAUCAAAUAAUAAGGAGGAUGAUUGUGGAGAGCUUGGGAGUUGAGAAAUAUUUAGAGGAGCAUAUGAAGUCCACAUACUAUUUUCUCAGGGUUGCCAAAUACCAAACACCCCAAACUACUGAGAAAAAAACAGGGCUAAGAGCUCACACUGACAAGAAUACAUUAACCAUAUUCUACCAAAAUCAGGUUGAUGGGCUAGAGAUACAAACAAGAAAUGGAGACUGGAUCCCUGUGAAAUUUUCACCAAAUUCUCUUGUUAUCCUAUUUGGGGAAUCUCUCAAAGCGUGGACAAAUGGUAGACUUUAUAGUCCAUUCCAUCGUGUUAUGAUGGCUGGAAGCGAGCCAAGGUACUCUGCUGUGUUCUUCUCAGUCCCGAAAGAAGGCUACAUCAUAAAGGCCUUAGAAGAACUAGUGGACGAAGACCAUCCCUUGCAAUAUAAUCCUUUUGAUUACAGUGAAUACCUUAAGCGCCGUUUUGCAGAUAAUAGCAAGAUAAUUUCUGUUCCUCCUCUAAAGAAUUACUUUGGUGCCUGAUAUGUUUGGAGGUUUUAUCUACCCACUUCUGUAAUUCAUUAAAAGUGGAACGUAAUAUGGCCCAUUAUAAUUAAUGUGCCAUACUAUUUUGAUUGCAAUGUUUAACAUUUUAUUUA
Ricinus communis (castor bean) is the source of this 1158-nucleotide messenger RNA. Its product is annotated as probable 2-oxoglutarate-dependent dioxygenase AOP1. Bases 92 to 1042 code for a protein of 316 amino acids. The transcript has 3 exons. Gene Ontology annotation, molecular function: dioxygenase activity. Lineage: Eukaryota; Viridiplantae; Streptophyta; Magnoliopsida; Malpighiales; Euphorbiaceae. The record is from RefSeq and is a predicted model, not a curated record.